This is a messenger RNA of Vicia faba (fava bean), 2256 nucleotides long. Lineage: Eukaryota; Viridiplantae; Streptophyta; Magnoliopsida; Fabales; Fabaceae. The record is from the annotation of a GenBank genome assembly.
AUGUUGAAAAAACUAAAACACAGAUUAAACACAACCCUUAGCAUAAGAGGGUUGAAAAAACCAAAACCUUCCAAAUCCAAACCCUAUAAAACCUAUGAAACCGAAACCUCGUCAACACAACAACCACCACAAUUAACACUACCACCAUCACCACCAUUCCAAUCACCACCAUUUCAAUCACCAUCUUCAACAAUGCAUCAUCAAAUCAUCAAAAACAAACCUUUUCAAUUCCCGCACACUCACUCAUCUGUUCUCCCUGACCCUUCCAACUUCUUCUCCCCAAAUCUGCUAUCCACACCCCUCCCCACAAACUCUUUCUUCCAAAACUUUGUUCUCAAAAAUGGCGACCAACCUGAAUACAUUCAUCCAUAUCUCAUCAAAUCAUCAAACUCAUCACUUUCUGUUUCAUACCCAUCUCGUUUCUCCAACUCUUCCUUCAUAUACCAGGUUUUCAAUCCUGAUCUAACUAUCUCCUCCAGAGAAAAAUCUGAUCUUUAUUCAAAUAUCAAUCAUAGAAUCUCUUCUUACAAUGAUCUCAGUGUUACUUUGGAUAUCCCUUCUUCAAAUCUGCGUUUUUUUCUUGUUAGGGGAAGUCCCUUUUUGACUUUCUCUGUGACACAACCAACCCCUCUUUCAAUCACUACAAUCCAUGCCAUUCUCUCUUUUUCUUCCAAUGAUUCUCUUACAAAACAUACUUUCAACUUUAACAAUGGUCAAACAUGGAUUCUGUAUGCUUCUUCACCUAUUAGAUUGAGUCACGGUGUUUCUGAUAUCACUUCUGAACCAUUUUCUGGCAUAAUACGGAUUGCUUUGUUGCCUGAUUCUGAUUUGAGGCAUGAGGAUAUUCUUGACAGGUUUAGCUCUUGUUACCCUCUGUGUGGUGAUGCUGUUUUUGCAAAACCAUUUUGUGUUGAGUAUAAAUGGGAGAAUAGAGGUUGGGGUGAUUUGUUAUUGUUAGCACACCCUCUUCAUCUUCAGCUUUUAUCUGAGAAUGGUUAUAAUAAUGUUACUGUUUUGAAUGAUUUUAAGUAUAAAAGCAUUGAUGGAGACCUUGUUGGUGUUGUUGGUGAUUCUUGGAUUUUGAAAACUGAUCCUGUUUCUGUAACUUGGCAUUCUACCAAGGGUGUUAGAGAAGAAUCUCAUGAUGAAAUUGUUUCGGUUCUUUUGAGAGAUGUUGAAGAUUUGAAUGCUUCUGCAAUAGCAACAAACUCGUCUUACUUUUAUGGUAAAUUGAUUGCUAGGGCUGCGAGGUUAGCAUUGAUAGCUGAAGAGGUUUGUUUCCUUGAUGUGAUUCCGAAAAUAAGAAAGUUUUUGAAGGAAACCAUUGAGCCUUGGCUUAAUGGAACUUUUAAUGGAAAUGGUUUUCUUUAUGAUAAAAAAUGGGGAGGUAUUAUAACCAAACAAGGGUCUACUGAUACCGGUGCUGAUUUUGGAUUCGGAAUUUAUAAUGAUCAUCAUUAUCAUUUAGGAUACUUUCUCUAUGGAAUUGCAGUGCUUGCAAAGAUUGAUCCAAUUUGGGGGAGAAAGUAUAAGCCUCAAGCUUAUUCACUCAUGGCAGAUUUUAUGACCUUGAGUAGAAAUCCGAACUCGAAUUACACGCGUUUAAGGUGUUUCGAUCUUUUUAAAUUGCAUUCAUGGGCAGGAGGGUUAACUGAGUUUGGAGAUGGAAGAAACCAGGAGAGUACUAGUGAAGCUGUGAAUGCGUAUUAUUCAGCAGCUUUAAUGGGUUUGGCAUACGGUGACACUCACCUCGUUGCAAUUGGAUCGACGCUUACAUCGUUGGAAAUUCAUGCAGCUCAAACGUGGUGGCAUGUAAAGAGUGGCGAUAAUGUUUACGACGAAGAUUUUGAGAAAGAGAAUAAGGUUGUUGGUGUUCUUUGGGCUAAUAAGAGAGACAAUGGAUUGUGGUUUGCACCUGCUGCAUGGAAAGAAUGUAGGCUCGGGAUUCAACUCUUACCGUUGCUUCCUAUUUCUGAAAUUCUGUUUUCAAAUGUCGAUUUUGUGAGGCAGCUUGUGGAGUGGACAUUGCCUGCUUUGAAUAGGGAAGGUGUUGGAGAAGGAUGGAAAGGGUUUGUGUAUGCAUUGCAAGGAAUUUAUGAUAAUGAAAGUGGUUUGGAGAAGAUAAGAAGCCUGAAUGGUUUUGAUGAUGGAAACUCAUUGACAAAUCUCUUGUGGUGGAUUCAUAGUAGAGGUAAUGAAGAUGAGGAGUUUGGUCAUCAUGGAAAACAUUGCUGGUUUGGUCAUUACUGUCAUUAG